UUUGUGUAUGUUCACAUAUAGCCUGCUGUAUGUUUAUCUCUAUAUUUUCAUACAUCAUACUGCUAGUUUAUUAAGAGUCUUUUGACGGUUGUUUCUUGUACCAGUAUGAUCAAGCUGUAAGAAGACUGUCUGCUGUCAUGGUAAUAAACCAUGUUCAGGACGCUUGAGGUGACAAAUUCUUCAGGUUAACGGUCCCUGUGAUGCUGUAAUCUAUAUAAGUCAUUAUGAAAUGCCUCUUGUCCAAUCAGAUAACUUGGCUUGACCUGUUGUUAUAUAAUCUAUAUUUUACUGUUUGGCUCUACUCUCCAACAGUAACCAGUCCUUUGACUCUGGACACAAACACAGCUCAUCCUCUGUUGAGCAUCACUGACGACCUUCGCUCUGUGACGCGGGUCAAAGGCCGUCUGCCCUGCUCUGCUCACCCCGAACGUUUCGACCACUGGCCCCAGGUCCUCACUGCCCAGACCUUCUCCUCUGGGACUCACUACUGGGAGCUGGAGGCUGAAGGAUUCUGGGAUAUCGGCGUCUGUUAUAGAAGUAUUGGACGGAAGGGGAAAGAUGGCAACGCCUUUGGGAACAACAAGGUGUCAUGGAGUUUGACUCAGCAGCAUGACAGGAAGCUGGCUGCCUGGCACAACCGCAAGAAGACCCGCCUCACGUAUCAGAUGACUGGUAACAAAGUAGCUGUCGCCGUGGACUACGGGGCUGGCACCAUCACCUUCUCUGAGGUGGGACCAUCCAGCAACCUCACCCACAUCCACACCUUCUCCACCGCCUUCACUCAGCCGGCGUGUUUGGGCUUCGGACUCUACAAAGCUGAGCUCAACAGCCACAUCUCAAUCGUCAAAGUCUGAGGACGGGGAAUGGAAAAUAGCGAGGAAGAUUUUUUAAAAAGUAAACGUCUUGUUGGUUCACAAAGUCCUACCAAGACAAAGUGGCAUUGAUUCCUAUCUCCACGUCAGGAACCUUGUUGGUGGCAGUUCUCAAUGACACUCUUUGGUGUUUCUCCGGCUGAGCUCAGCUUCUUCCUCCAUAAUGACACAAAACUGUAUAACUCUUUCAUCUGUGAUCAGGAGAUUCUGACAUUGAAAUUAUGUCUUAACAGAGAAAUGUGAGAAAAGAACACGUGAAAAGCAGCUUAGUGGACCAAGGCAGGACCACACACACAGAAGAAACAACAUGACUCCAACUUUUUUUGUGCUUUCUUUCUAUCUGUGUCAAUUAAAAUGUGAUUGAAAUCUGGUCAAAUAACAGAUGGCUGAAAUGUUGUUUUCUUUGCAUACCAGGUCGACUUCUUGUCUGUUUUCUUUCAAACAUUACACCACAUCAUUCUUUUAAAGAAGCACUGCACUACCUCAGUUUGUCUGAAAGCUACAUGUUUUAAAUGCUGGAUCAUGUUUUUAGCCAUUAGCUGUAUCUUAUUCAUUAGACUGUUGUGAGUGUUCCGAUUGAACAUUGAAAUAGUGUAUACAAAGAGAAGUGUAUACAUGCAGUGAAUGCAGCCAGUUGUCUGCUGUAGUGUCUUAUCACAGAAGCUUAUUAGUUAUUUAAAGCAUUAAAGGUGUACAAAGUGUUUUCCCAUUGAGGUUUGAUCCUUAUUACCUCAGCCUGAAAACACACACGAGUGACUCAUUAAAUCUAUUGGACACUUUGAAAAUAAGAGAA
Messenger RNA from Labrus bergylta (ballan wrasse), 1665 nucleotides. NCBI's taxonomy places the organism in Eukaryota, Metazoa, Chordata, Actinopteri, Labriformes, Labridae. The record is from RefSeq and is a predicted model, not a curated record.